AUGACCUUGUAUGAUCCAAAGAAAAGGACAAGAGGGAGGGAAAAAAGUAAAGGUGUUGGGCUUAAAAGGCAGUGGACUAAGCAAGAGGAUGCAAUAUUAAUUGAAUGUCUCAUCAUUUUGAAAGAGAGCCCACAUUGGAAGGCAGACAAUGAGACUUUCAGAGUUGGGUAUCUAGUACAAUUGGAGAAGAUGAUGGGGGAAAGACUUCCAUCUAGUGGAUUGAAAGUUACACCUCACAUUGAAUCUAGAGUUAAAUUAUUGAAAAGACAAUACAAUGCCAUAAAUGAGAUGAUUAAGAAUGGAAGUGGCUUUGGAUGGAAUGAUGAAGAGAAAUGUGUUACCGCUUCAAAAGAUGUGUUUGAUGAUUGGGUUAGGAGUCAUCCUAAUGCAAAGGGUUUAAGGCACAAACCUUUCCCACACUAUGACUCGUUAGUCAUAGUGUUGGGAAAAGAUAGGGCAGCUGGUGCAAGGGCUGAAACAGCAACUGAUGCUGUGGAAGAACUUGAUACUGAGAAUUUGGAUAACAAUGAGGAUAUAAUAGAAGUUGAUAUUGGCCUUGAUAGUGAUUAUAAUGAUCAAGACAAAGAAGAUGCAACUGGAUCAAAAAAGCAAACAGUGAAUGAGGGAAUAAAUCAGAAAACUGCAAAUAGCAAGAAGAGGAAAAGAAAUGAUGAAGGCUUCUCAAGAUUGGUUGAAGAAAUUAGUAAGUUUGGGAAAUCAUAUAAAACUAUCCAACAAGAAAUACAUGAAAUUACCACUUAUUUCAAAAAAGAGGUUGAAGGAAAAAAUAGAAGAAUGAAUUUAUUUAAUGCUUUGUUAGAAUUGGAUGGUUUUAGUAGGCAAGAGUUGCUUAAUGUUGGAGAGCAUAUUAUUAAGAAGGAGCACAAGAUUGAUUUUUUCUUUGAACUGCCUAUGGAUUUCAGGAAGGAUUAUGUCAUUAAGCAACUAGCUGAAUGUAAUGUGUAUUGUCCUUCUUUUGAUCCAUAA
Molecule: messenger RNA, 987 nt
Organism: Mangifera indica (mango)
Lineage: Eukaryota; Viridiplantae; Streptophyta; Magnoliopsida; Sapindales; Anacardiaceae
Exons: 2
Coding region: 1-987 (328 amino acids)
Source: RefSeq, a predicted model, not a curated record